Molecule: messenger RNA, 1113 nt
Organism: Drosophila innubila
Lineage: Eukaryota; Metazoa; Arthropoda; Insecta; Diptera; Drosophilidae
Product: syntaxin-8
Exons: 2
Coding region: 137-838 (233 amino acids)
Biological process (GO): vesicle fusion; intracellular protein transport
Cellular component (GO): endomembrane system; SNARE complex
Molecular function (GO): SNAP receptor activity; SNARE binding
Source: RefSeq, a predicted model, not a curated record
UUCAAUAGUCAGGUCGCAACAUAAAACGAGUUGGCAGGCUGUGGAAUAACAAUAAAGAAAAACAACGCAUUUAUUUUUCCACUAAAGGCGCUUAAGAAAUGUACUAAACGGGACGCGAUAAAGAUUCGCAACGAAAAUGUCGCUGGUGGAUCAUGACUCAUGGGAUAUCGAAUACGAGGGCUGCGAGCGUUUGAGGCAUCAAUUGCUGGUGCAGCUGAAUGAGCGACGACAGCUGCAGUCGAGUCCCACCUCGAGAGAAUAUGUGAAGCUCACCAACAGCAUAGAGUCUGGCCUGGAACAGUUGCGCAAGGAUGUAAACCGCCUCAAAGUUGUGCUAAACAAUGCCAUCACCUGGGAAACGAGUCCGGAGACGGAACUGCAGCAGCGACGCAUCAGUUUCGAUAAGCUCACCUCACAGCUGCGCGAGAUUGAGUUGAAAUUCACCAGCAGCACGCGUGCCAAUCAACUGGCGACAUCUAGCGGCUCAGUUUGGCAAAAUGCGGGUGCAACCGCAGCAGCAGCAACUCCAGGUCGACCCACAGAUGUGGAGUCCCUCAAGCGAAUGCAGGCGGAAAUUCUGGAGGAACAGAAUCGUGGCCUUGAGGCGCUAUCAAGAACCAUUGGACGUCAGCGUGACAUGGCCAUUGUGGUGGGCAACGAGGUGGAGACCCAGAAUACUAUUCUGGAUAACCUGUCCAACACCAUGGAUCGGGUGGACAACGGCUUGCAGCGGGAAACCCAAGGUAUUGGCCAAAUAAAUAGAACCGACAGCACCUGGGGAUAUUGGCUGGUCAUCAUUGGACUCUUUAUAGCCAUCAUUGUGACCAUAUUGCUCUAGCGGAAUGAGCGAAUCUGUACAUAUAUACAUUUACAUAUAUAUAUAUAUAUAUAUAUUCUGUGUUAUACUUGUCUCUAUGCAAAUUUCGUACAUUUUCUUGCAGUGUACGCGUGUCUGCAGUUCUUUAAGUGAACUGCCUGAUUCCAAAUAAUAUAUUAAUAUACAAAAUACGCUCAUUAUGGUCGUAUAUUGACCCUAUAUGUUUUAAUAAUCCUCUGAUUAACAAGAUUUUAUUAUGCCAAACUGUUGAAUAAAUUUUUUGACAAGCCCACCAA